Closterium sp. Yama58-4 is the source of this 2997-nucleotide messenger RNA. The record is from the annotation of a GenBank genome assembly. Lineage: Eukaryota; Viridiplantae; Streptophyta; Zygnematophyceae; Desmidiales; Closteriaceae.
AUGGCUGUCGUGGCGAAAUCUAGUCAUCGCAGGUUUUGCGACGGUUCUUCUGCUUUACGCAAUUCACCUGUUCGUGUGGGACAGUUCAUGGGGAUGCGAUCGCCUACCGCUGGUCUCUGGGCCCUGCAGCGUUCAAACGUGUAUCGAACAGUGGACCCUGAAGCCGCCUCGCUCUUCUUCCUCCCCGUGCUGCCCAUGCUGCACCUAGCCCUGCGCCUGCCCUCCCUGCAAGCCCCCUCCCUCGCCCUUGCUGCUGCGGCAGCAGGGGGAGGGGGAGCAGGGGGGAACGGGCUUGAGCUGUCGCUGGAGCAUUGGGAGGCGCUGGCUGAUACUGGGCGUUAUGUGGGGGAGGCGUUAUUGUAUGUGCAGUCACAUUACCCCUACUGGCGCCGCAGUGGGGGCAGCGAUCACUUUAUCAUUGCAUCACAUCCCACGUUCCCCUUUUUCCCGCUCUCUCCCUUCGCCCCGGACCCCUUUUUCAGCAUCGUCCGCCUUGUGAGCCCCGCUCUACUCGGCUCACUCUUCAACCUCCAGCCCCCCUCCAGCCCUCCUCCCACCCCAACCUGCUCUUCGUUUCUCAUCUCCCUCCUAUUUUCCCUGUCACACCCUCUUGUUUUCUCCCUGGCCCACUCUCCCUCCCAGCAUCGUCCGCCUUGUGAGCCCCGCUCUCCUCGGCUCUCUCUUCAACCUCCAGCCCUCCUCCUAUCCCGACCUGCUCUUCCUCUCACAUCAACCCCUUUUCUUCCCUUCUCUUUCACCCUUCCCCCCUUUCCUCCCCACCCCACGCCCCUUUCAGCAUCCUCCCCUUCGUCAACCCCUCUCUCCUCGGAUCUCUAUUCACCCUACAGCCCUCCUCCUAUCCCGACCUGCUCUUCCGUUCCGUCCUGCACCUCACCCCCGCUGCCGCCCUCUUCCCUCCCUCCCUCCCUCCCCUCCCUGUCUCCCUCCCCUUCCAGCAUUCUACCCUUUACCUGCUCUUCCGCUCACAGCACCCCCUUGGGCCCUUGCUUCCCUCCUUUCCUCCCUGCUCCCCUGCUUUCCUCCCCACCCCACGCCCCUUUCAGCAUCCUCCCUUUCGUCAACCCCUCUCUCCUCGGAUCUCUAUUCACCCUACAGCCCUCCUCCUAUCCCGACCUGCUCUUCCGCUCCGUCCUCCACCUCACCCCCGCUGCUGCCGCCGCAGCAGCUGCCAGAAGGAGAGCCGCGGCCAGCAGCAAAGAGACAACUGCUGCUGGCCGCCUGAAAGCUGCUUUGGCGGGGAAGAAGCGGCAGCAGGGGCAGCAGGAGGGGGUCGGGUUAGGAGACGGGAAGCAGCAGGGGCGUGCGGGGAUAAGGCAGCAGAAAUUGCAGUUGCAGCAGAUGGGCAGGAAGGAGAGGAGAAGGGGGGGUGGUGGGGAGGUGGCAGAGACUGGGGGAGGAGGAGGGGGGAGAGAAAAAAAAGGAUGGAAUGGAGAUAGUGUGGGUGUCGGGUCAGGGGAAGGGGAGGGGCGUUUUGGGAGGUUGAGUGGGACGAAGCAGCCUGUAGCUUUGGCGAUUGACGAGGGAAUGCACUGCGCUUCACCCGGUAACGACGUGGUCAUCCCACCUCUCCUCCCGCUCACACUGCCCAUUCCCCCUGAUGCGCGCAACCGCUCUCUCUCCGUGCUCGUCCUCCUCGGCCCUCCUCACCACUCUCCAUCCCUCCUCGCCCCUCCUGCUUCUCCACCACCUGCCAAGGAUAUCCCCAAUGAGGCCCUUGUCUCGCUUGCGCGUGCCAAGCACACAGCCACGGACGUUAAAGGGAAUGAGGGCUCAACCAGGCGUCUAUUAGGCAAGGGCGUGGCUAGGCAAUCAGGUGACGAGGGCCAUGGCAGUGGUGGUGACUGGGAUCGUGACGGUCUCUGGAAAGAAGGGGAAGCGGUAGUUGAGUCGACUCAAGAAUUGACAAAAAAAUCGACUCAAAGAUCAAGUGACGAUGGUGAUAGCAAGGGCAGUGGUGGUGGUUAUUGGGAUCGCCACGGCCUGUGGAAAGAGGGGGAAGGCGAUGAUGUGGCAGCUUCAGAUGGGGCGGCACGAGCAGCAGCGGAAGGAGGGGCAGCAGGGGGAGCAGGAAAAGCAGUGGGAGCAGGAAAAGCAGCGGAAGGAGGGGCAGAAGGGGGAGCAGGAAAAGCAGGGGGAGCAGAGGGAGCAGGGGGAGCAGGAGGGGCAGGGGAAGCAGGGGAAACAGCGGGGGCAGGGGAGACAGCGGGGGCAGGGGAGACAGCGGGGGCAGGGGAGACAGCGGGGGCAGGGGAAUCAGGACACGGUGAAGGCUGGAGGGAAGAUGUGCGGCGAAGGGAUGAGGGGGUUGGACCUGAUGAGGGAAUGGGUGCAGGAACAGCAGGGGGUGGUUUUGACCGGGAGGCGGUGCGAGGGGCGUUCAUGGAGAUGAUGGGGACGAGCAACCCCAAGGGGUGGGCGCUGCUUCAGGUAGGGCCCUACUUUAUCCUUGCAACCGUCUAUGGUUUUGACCGGGAGGAGGUGCGAGGGGCGUUUAUGGAGUUGAUGGGGACGAGCAACCCCAAGGGGUGGGCGCUGCUUCAGCUGCCCCCACAUGCAGCAGCAACAACAAUGCAGGGAGCAGUGUUCUGCGUGUGCCUCCCCGACGCCUCUCACUGGCACGAGAUGGUGUGCAUGGCUCAAGCUGUGGUCAACGGAUGCAUCCCAGUCACCUUCUUCCACCACUACCGCCACCCCUGGCUGCACUCGCUGCCGUUCAGAGAUGGUGUGUGUGCAUGGCUCAAGCCGUCGUCAAGGGGUGCAUCCCAGUCACCUUCUUCCACCACUACCGCCACCCCUGGCUGCACUCGCUGCCGUUCAGGUGAGUCAAAAUCACCUCACUCCCCAUGCUUCUCAGAUGAGGUAUGGCUUAUUCCAGAGAUGGUGUGUGUGCAUGGCUCAAGCCGUCGUCAAGGGGUGCAUCCCAGUCACCUUCUUCCACCACUACCGCCACCCUUGGCUGCACUCGCUGCCCUUUAG